Molecule: messenger RNA, 1025 nt
Organism: Salvia hispanica
Lineage: Eukaryota; Viridiplantae; Streptophyta; Magnoliopsida; Lamiales; Lamiaceae
Source: RefSeq, a predicted model, not a curated record
ACAAUUGGAGAUGAAGUCAGACCUGUGAAAUUCCCUUUGGUUGUGAGCACAUGGCCCUUCAAGGAAGCUGUUAGAGCAGCAUGGAGGACUGCAGAGAGUGGGCUUUCGGCGAUUGAUGCAGUCGUAGAAGGCUGCUCUGCAUGUGAGCUACUGAGAUGCGAUGGUACAGUUGGUCCUGGUGGAAGCCCAGAUGAGAAUGGAGAAACUACAAUUGAUGCGAUGGUCAUGAAUGGGGUGACAAUGGAGGUUGGAGCAGUUGCUGCAAUGCGGUAUGUCAGUGAUGGCAUCAAAGCUGCUAGAUUAGUAAUGCAGCAUACAGAACACACUUUGCUUGUCGGAGAGCAAGCAUCAAGAUUUGCAAUAUCUAUGGGUCUUCCUGGCCCCACUAACCUAAGCUCUGAAGAAUCUAUAGAGAAGUGGGUUAAUUGGAAAAAGAAUAGUUGCCAGCCAAAUUUUCGGAAAGAAUGUGCUGCCAGUUAAUGACUGUGUCCAUAUCAUCUGAAUAGUACCACGAACCUGGGUGAGAAAUUUUUCUCGAACAAUGAGAGGGUUGGUCUUGAUGCAUCUAGGCCAAACCAUUUUGGUCUCCAUAACCAUGAUACAAUAGCAAUGGCUGUUAUUGACAAAAAAGGACUUAUAGCUGUUGGUACCUCAACGAAUGGUGCCACCUUUAAGAUCCCUGGCAGGGUUGGUGAUGGACCUAUUGCCGGUUCUUCUGCAUAUGCUGACACAGAAGUAGGAGCUUGUGGGGCAAGUGGCGAUGGUGAUAUCAUGAUGCGCUUUCUCCUUGCUAUCAAGUCGUGGAGAGUAUGAGGCUAGGCAUGGAACCUAAGCUUGCUGCUGAAGACGCCAUUGCAAGAAUUGCAAGGAAAUACCCUCAUUUUGUCGGAGGCGUUUUUGCAGUCGACAAGAAUGGCAUCCAUGCAGGUGCAUGCCAUGGUUGGACAUUUCAGUACUCAGUGAGGAGCCCUGACAUCGCUGAUGUGCUGGUUUAUACCGUAAACCCAGUAAAAUCAACAGCUUGA